This is a messenger RNA of Symbiodinium sp. CCMP2456, 432 nucleotides long. NCBI's taxonomy places the organism in Eukaryota, Dinophyceae, Suessiales, Symbiodiniaceae. The record is from the annotation of a GenBank genome assembly.
AUGAAAUUCCAAAAGUUGGAUCCAAAAGCAGGUGUUCACACGUUCUUGGCCCGCUACACCGGUCGUGAUGUGAAGAACGGUGACGACUAUUGGUAUGUGGCGGGCAAGAGAGACUCCGGAUUCCUGGCGUACUUGGAAGCCCCAUGCUGGAGUACUAAAGCCAGGUACUUCGGGUCAGUGUGCCCAUCAGAGAAGGAAGCCGAGGUGUCUGCUGCCAAGAAAUUCACGUCCGAUGAGCAGGUGGUGCUAGCUGCGAAAAAAUUGCCACCCACCAUGACGUCAUUGAUGGGCCUUGUCAAGAAGCAUGCGCAGAGCGGAAAGAAGGGCCGUACUACCACAAGCUUUGCCCCUCUAAAAGAAGAAGCGGCCCAGAGGUACAAUAGCUACCAAGACCGUGGCUUCCGGAAUUCCCUUUGGGAUGGCGCGGCGUGA